Messenger RNA from Racocetra persica, 721 nucleotides. The record is from the annotation of a GenBank genome assembly. NCBI's taxonomy places the organism in Eukaryota, Fungi, Glomeromycota, Glomeromycetes, Diversisporales, Gigasporaceae.
CCGCAGGACUUUAUUGCCAGCAAUCAUAUUCUAUAUAUUUUCCUCAAAUUUAUUUAAUGACUGUGCAAACAAUUUCAGGAUUCAUCGCAAAUAUAUGCAUGAAUAUGUUGUUCAUGCCCGUUCAAGAGAUCCUUGCUAAUGACUACCCAUGGUUUUUGAGAAAUAUAUGUGUAAACACGGCUCUUUUCUUAGUUACUUAUCAAGGUCAUGCCUUAGGAUUUCUCGUAUUCUUAGGGUAUAUUCGAGAAACAAAGUAUUGGACUCCAUACAACAUUUCAACGGGAAUACAAGCAGUCAUGGUAUCUAUUGAAUUCACUAUACUCUCAUUAAUACAAAUGAAAGCAUUUCGUUACAAAGAUUACCGUCCGGAUUCUCGUGAACCAACCCUAAUUUUAGAAUCCAUGAAAGAUUCAUUAAUUCCCAUUGAUCUGUAUCGCGACUUUGUUCACGCAAUUCGAUAUAUCUAUAAUCGAGCAUUGAGAAGACCAACCACAUCAGAUCUUUGGCCUAAUGAUAGACCAACUGUUGAACCAACACCUCCUCCAAAACCGACUUUCUUUGAUCGAUUGUCGAAUCUAUUCAUGAGACCUUUGUAUAGGCCGCAAGAAAAUGCUCCUAUACAACCUCAGAAACCACCAACACCGGUUCGUAAGAUUAAAAUUGGGAAUAUGGAAGUCUCAUGGAAGAAAAAACAAAGCAAUAAGACUAAUGAUAAUAAAGU